GCGGCUCGAUUCAAUAUGAACCGUGAUUGUAAUCCGGAGAAAGUGGAGGAACUAUUGAUCUCUCAUUUAAAAGAGAAAAAUGUUUUCCAAAUGGAAAAAUCAUGGACCAUUCGUGAUUCCCCAUUAAGCGGGUAUGGCGUGUACGCCAACCGCGACAUUCGACAGAAUGAAUUAAUCAUCGUCGAUGCGCCUCUGAUAAUCGGACCAAGGGCAAUAGGCAAACAUCUACAGAUGUGCGUGUGCUGUUAUAAGAAGGAGUGCGCGUUAUUUCCGUGCGACAGAGGCUGUGGCCUGCCGGUUUGCUCUGUAGAAUGCAAGAACUCGUCGCAACACGCGAAUUAUGAAUGCGAGUACUUGAGAUCAUUGGUACCGAAUUGUGGCACCGAUUGGUCCUCAGAUCUGAUGUUAGCUGUGGUCCCUAUCCGUGCGCUCUUUUUGACUGGACAGCAACGAGAAUGCUUGGCCACGUUUCAGUCUUAUCAAGCUGACGUUUAUUACGAGCUUGAUUUGCUUACGAAAAACGUGGUCAAUCUUCCGACCGAGGAGGAUAUGAAGCUGAUGAAGCAUGUAUGCGGCGCUUUUUAUACGAAUGCCUUCGAGACGGUCAAAGUUCACGAUAAGGAUCAUUCCUCGAGUUUGCGAGCCCUCUAUCCUAUGGCAGCAUUGCAAAAUCAUUGCUGCGUUCCGAAUACCAGCCAUCACUUCGACGCGGAAUUCAGGCUUUACGUCAACACGACCCGUCCUAUUUCUGCCGGUGAAGAAUUGACAAUGACCUAUACCAGUCUAUUUUGGGAUAACACGUUGCGGCGGCAAUUUUUAAGCACCACCAAACACUUCUCCUGCAUGUGCGGGAGGUGUAGCGAUUCUACUGAGUUUGGGUCUAAAUUAGGUGCUCUCUUGUGCGCAUCCGAUAAAUGUCCUGGACAGUUAUUACCUCGCGAUUCGCUUAAUAUGAAAAGUCCUUGGGCCUGUGAUACGUGUACCGUAAUUAUAAAUCAUCGGCAGAUACAUUCGAUACGUUCAGGUAUAGCAGCAGUAAUGGAAGAGGUUUUAUAUAAAACUCCGCGACAAGUUUUUAAGUUCAUGCGAAGGGAAUUGAGGCACCUGGUUCCUCGGACCAAUUAUCUACUCGUAGACGUAAAGUUUCGAAUCAUUUCCUAUUACGGCAAAAACGAUGGAAUCACGUGGCAAGAUUUAACUGAUGGCGAACUGAACGUGAAAGCAAAUUACUGCAACGAUUUGCUUUCCAUACUGGACACUUUAGGCUGCGGAGAUUGUCAAAAAAGAGGCCUCAUUUUGUACGAACUAUACUGCACAAAUUUCGAGAAAAUGAAACGAUUUAAAGAGCGACCGCGUACUGAAAAGGUACUCACAUCGCGUUCGUAUCGUCUUGUAUAUUUUAUCUUUGCAUUUUUAGAUGGACGAAAACGAACAUUUGUUACAAAAAGCAUUAGCCAUAUUGAGAAAUGAUGCUGUUAUACAAGUUAGGUAUGAACACGAUAAACAGUAUUUUAAAUGAUCUGUAAAAUAGGCUGGCUAAAAGGAUGAAGUGAAAAAGAUUUGAAAAAUGUAUUUUAUUUUAUCACAUUAUUCGUAUUAAAUUAUUAUAUUUCUCUCGGA
Messenger RNA from Ceratina calcarata, 1620 nucleotides. Its product is annotated as SET domain-containing protein SmydA-8. Bases 16 to 1470 code for a protein of 484 amino acids. The transcript is spliced from 6 exons. NCBI's taxonomy places the organism in Eukaryota, Metazoa, Arthropoda, Insecta, Hymenoptera, Apidae. The record is from RefSeq and is a predicted model, not a curated record. Gene Ontology annotation, molecular function: protein binding.